AUGGGCCUGUGGGGCAUACUUUGUUUUUUAAUCUUCGUGGGGAAAAGUUGGGGACAGGAACAAACGUAUGUCAUUUCAGCACCAAAAGUAUUCUGUGUUGGAGCAUCUGAAAAUAUUGUAAUUCAAGUUUAUGGAUACACUGAAGAAUUUGAUGCAACAAUCUCUAUCAAAAGUUAUCCUGACAAAAAAUUUACUUAUUCUUCAGGCCAUGUUACUUUAUCCACAGUAAAUAAAUUCCAAAAUUCUGCACUCUUAACAAUACAACCCAAACAAUUGUCUGGAGGACAAGACCCAGUUUCACAUGUGUAUUUGGAUGUUGUAUCAAAGCAUUUUUCAAAAUCAAAAAAAAUGCCAGUAACCUAUGACAAUGGAUUCCUCUUCAUUCAUACAGACAAACCUGUUUACACUCCACACCAGUCAGUAAAGGUUAGAGUUUAUUCACUGAAUGAUGACUUGAAGCCAGCCAAAAGAGAAACGUUCUUAACUUUCAUAGAUCCUGAAGGAUCAGAAGUUGACAUGGUAGAAGAAAAUGAUUAUACUGGAAUUAUCUCUUUUCCUGACUUCAAGAUUCCAUCUAAUCCUAAAUAUGGUGUGUGGACAAUUCGAGCUAAAUAUAAAGAAGACUUUUCAACAACUGGAACCACACAUUUUGAAAUUAAAGAAUAUGUGCUGCCACACUUUUCUAUCUCAAUAGAAACAGAAAAUAAUUUCAUUGGUUAUAAGGACUUUAAUAAUUUUGAAAUUACUAUAAAAGCAAGAUAUUUUUAUAAUAAAGUCAUCAACGAGGCUGACGUUUAUAUCUCUUUUGGAAUAAGAGAAGACUUAAAAGAUAAUCAAAAAGAAAUGAUGCAAAAAGCAAUGCGAAGCACAAUGUUAAUAAAUGGAAUUGCUCGAGUCACAUUUGACUCUGAAACAGCAGUUAAAGAAUUGUCCUAUGGAAGUCUAGAAGAAUUAAACAACAAGUACCUUUAUAUUGGUGUGACAGUGAUAGAGUCUACAGGUGGAUUUUCUGAAGAAGCAGAAAUUCCUGGCAUCAAAUAUGUCCUUUCUCCCUACAAACUGAAUUUGGUUGCUACUCCUCUUUUUGUGAAGCCUGGGAUUCCAUUUUCUGUCAAGGUGCAGGUUAAGGAUUCACUUGACCAUUUGGUAGGAGGGGUCCCGGUGACCCUGAGUGCACAAAUUAUCGAUGUAAACCAGGAGACAUCUGACUCGGAGUCAAAGCAAAGUGUAACACGUUCCAGUGAUGGAGUAGCUUCUUUUGUGGUGAAUCUCCCAUCUGAAGUGACGGUGCUGGAGUUUAAAGUCAGGACCGAGGACCCAGAUCUUCCAGAAGAAAAUCAGGCCAGCGAAGAUUACCAAGCAAUAGCAUAUUCAUCUCUCAGCCAAAGUUAUCUUUAUAUUGACUGGACUGAAAACUAUAAACCUUUGCUUGUGGGAGGACAUUUGAAUAUUGCUGUUACCCCCAGAAGUCCCUAUAUUGACAAAAUAACUCACUAUAAUUACUUGAUUUUAUCCAAGGGCAAAAUCGUUCACUUUGGCACAAGGGAUAAACUUUCAGAUUCAGAUUAUCAAAGUAUAAACAUUCCAGUGACACAGAACAUGGUUCCUUCAGCUCGUCUCCUGGUCUAUUACAUUGUUACAGGAGAACAGACCGCAGAAUUAGUGUCUGACUCAGUCUGGUUAAAUAUUGAAGAAAAGUGUGGCAACCAGCUCCAGGUUCAUCUGUCUCCAAGUACAGAUACAUAUUCCCCUGGCCAACAUGUAUCUCUUAAUAUGGAAACUGAGUUGGAUUCCUGGGUGGCUUUAAUGGCAGUGGACAGUGCUAUAUAUGGGGUGCAAAGGACAGCCAAGAAACCCCUGGAAAGAGUAUUUCAAACAUUAGAGAAGAGUGACCUGGGCUGCGGGGCAGGUGGUGGACGCAACAGUGCAGAUGUAUUCCACCUGGCUGGACUCGCCUUCCUCACCAACGCAAACACAGAUAACUCCCAAGAAAAUGAUGAACCUUGUAAAGAAAUUCUGAGGCCAAAAAGAAUGCUGCAAAAGAAGAUAGGGGAAGAAGCUGCUAAAUACAAAUUUGCAAAGCUGAAGAAAUGUUGUUAUGAUGGAGCCUUUCGUAAUGAUGAUGAAAGCUGUGAGCAGCGAGCCGCUCGGAUUAAGAUAGGCCCAAGGUGCGUCAAAGCUUUCAAGGACUGUUGUGCCAUCGCAAGCCAGUUCCGUGCUGAAGAGUCUCAUAAAAAUAUCCAAUUGGGAAGGCAACAUAUAAAGACUCUUUUACCAGUAACCAAACCAGAAAUAAGGACUUAUUUUCCAGAAAGCUGGUUAUGGGAAGUUCAUCAUGUCCCCAAAAGAAACCGGUUGCAGUUUGUGCUACCUGAUUCUCUAACUACCUGGGAAAUUCAAGGUGUUGGCAUUUCAAAUAGUGGUAUAUGUGUUGCUGAUACUCUCAAGGCAAAGGUGUUCAAAAAUGUCUUCCUGGAAAUGAAUAUACCAUAUUCUGUUGUACGAGGGGAACAGAUCCAACUGAGUGGAACUGUUUACAACUAUAGAACGUCUGGAAUUCUGUUCUGUGUUAAAAUGUCUCCUGUGGAGGGAAUCUGUUCAUCGGGAAGCCCAGACAUUGACCCUCAGGGGAAAAGUUCCUCCAAAUGUCUGCCCCAGAGAAUAGAGGGCUCCUCUAGCCACUUGGUGACCUUCAGCGUGCUUCCUCUGGAAAUAGGCCUCCACAACAUCAGCUUCUCACUGGAGACUUCUGUUGGAAACGAAAUCUUAAUAAAAACAUUACGAGUGGUGCCGGAAGGUGUCAGAAGGGAAAGUUAUGCUGGCACGACUCUGGACCCAAAGGGUAUCUACGGUGUCAUUAGUAGACGAAAGGAGUUCCCAUACAGGUUACCAUUGGAUUUGGUCCCCAAAACAAAAAUCAAAAGGAUUGUGAGUGUAAAAGGACUGCUUAUAGGUGAGGUCAUGUCUGCAGUUCUGAGUCAGGAAGGCAUUGAUAUCCUUACCCACCUCCCCAAAGGGAAUGCAGAGGCAGAACUGAUGAGCACUGUCCCAGUAUUCUAUGUUUAUCACUACCUGGAAGCAGGAAAUAAUUGGAACAUUUUUUCUGCUAACUCAUUAACUCAAAAACAGAACUUGAAGAAAAAAUUAAAAGAAGGGAUGGUGAGCAUCAUGUCCUUCAGGAAUACUGACUAUUCUUACAGCAUGUGGAAGGGUGGAAGUGCUAGCACUUGGUUAACAGCUUUUGCUUUAAGAGUACUUGGACAAAUAAGUAAAUAUAUAGAUCAGAACCAAAAUUUAAUUUGUAAUUCUUUAUUGUGGCUGGUUGAGAAUUGUCAACUAGAAAAUGGAUCGUUCAAGGAAAAUUCCGACUAUCAACCAAUAAAAUUACAGGGUACCUUGCCCACUGAAGCCCGAGAGAAAACUUUAUAUCUUACAGCCUUUGCUGUGAUUGGAAUUAGAAAGGCCUUUGAUAUAUGCCCUCUGGAGAAAGUCAGCACAGCUGUAACUAAAGCUGACACCUUUCUGCUUGAAAAUACCCUCUCGACCCAGAGUACUUUUACACUGGCCAUUGCUGCUUUUGCCCUUUCCCUGGGAGAUAAAACACACCCACAGUUUCGUUCAAUUGUCUCAGCCCUGAAGAAGGAAGCUUUGGUUAAAGGUAAUCCACCAAUAUAUCGUUUUUGGAAAGAUGAUCUUCAACAGAAAGACAGCUCUGCACCUUAUACCGGCACAGCACGCAUGGUAGAAACCACGGCCUAUGCCUUACUUACCAGCCUGAGCUUGAAAGACAUGAAUUACGUUAAUCUAAUCAUCAAAUGGCUAUCAGAAGAGCAGAGGUAUGGAGGUGGCUUUUAUUCGACCCAGGAUACAAUUAAUGCCAUUGAGGGCCUGACAGAGUAUUCACUCCUGGUUAAAAAACUCCGCUUGAAUAUGGAUAUCAAAGUCUCUUACAAGCAUAAAGGUGACCUCUACCAUUACAAGAUGACAGAGAAGAAUUUCCUUGGGAGGCCAGUAGAGGUGCCUUUCAAUGAUGAUCUUGUCGUCCUAAGUACGGGACAAAACAAUGGCUUGGCUACAGUGCAUGUAAAAACUGUGUUUCACAAAACCAGUACCUCUGAGGAAAUUUGCAGCUUCCAUCUGAAAAUUGAAACCCAGAAAAUUGAAGCCACCAGCUACAGCAGCUCAGAAUACAAGCGCAUAGUGGCAUGUGCCAGCUACAAGCUCACCAGUGAAGAGUCAUCAUCUGGGUCCUCCCAUGCGGUGAUGGAUAUCUCUUUGCCUACUGGAGUCAAUGCAAACCCAGAAGACUUAAAAGCUCUUGUGGAAAGGGUGGAUCAACUAUUAACUGAUUAUGAAAUCAAAGAUGGACAUGUUAUUCUGCAACUGAAUUCAAUUCCUUCCAAUGAGUUCCUUUGUGUUCGAUUCCGGAUAGUUGAACUUUUUCAAGUUGGGUUUCUGAGUCCUACUACUUUCACAGUGUAUGAGUACCACAGACCAGAUAAACAGUGCACCAUGUUUUAUAGCAUGUCCCAUACCAAACUUCAGAAAGUCUGUGAAGGAGUAAUGUGCAAAUGUGUCGAAGCUGACUGUGGACAAAUGCAGACAGAACUGGAUCUGACAAUCUCUGCAGCUACUAGAAAAGAAACAGCAUGUAAACCAGAGAUUGCAUAUGCUUAUAAAGUUAAGAUCAUAGCCACCACUGAAGAAAGUGCUUUUGUUAAGUAUACGGCAACCCUCCUGGAUAUCUACAAAGCUGGAGAAGCUGCUGCUGAGAAAGACUCUGAAAUCACCUUCAUUAAAAAGACAACCUGUGUUAACGCUGACCUGGAAGAAGGAAAACAGUACUUAAUUAUGGGUAAAGAGGCCCUGCAGAUAAAAUACAAUUUCCGUUUCAAGUACAUCUACCCGUUAGAUUCCUUGACCUGGAUUGAAUACUGGCCCACAGACACCGGCUGUCUAUUAUGCCAAGCAUUUUUAGCGAAUCUAGAUGAGUUUACUGAAGACAUCUUUUUAAAUGGCUGUGAAAACGCCUGAAGAAGGUCAGCUGCAUCCAGUUUUCACUACGGACUCCUGUUGAAGUUUCUCCCUUUUUUUUUUUCCCAGCGUUCACAGCUGGUCUUAUUUGGAGAGCUCACUCUACUUAGAAUUAGGGACACUUGCUUUUAUUAGAGAACGGUUUUAAGAGCAGUAACUCUCUGAAAUAACAUGUCCUUGGGGGGCAUGGAGACAGACACUCAUUCCAAGGUUAUUGGACACCAGAAGCAAUAAAUUGGAACCCUCCUAAAACCUACCACUCAGGAAUGUUUGCUGGGGAUGAAAGAAUAGCCCCAUUGAAAUGUAGUAUCUUACAAAAACAUGGCCUUUGCUUGAAAGAAAAUACCAAGGAACAGAAGACUGAUCAUUAAA
Messenger RNA from Kogia breviceps (pygmy sperm whale), 5406 nucleotides. It is a transcript of the gene C5, whose product is annotated as complement C5. Gene Ontology annotation, biological process: complement activation; inflammatory response. The record is from RefSeq and is a predicted model, not a curated record. Lineage: Eukaryota; Metazoa; Chordata; Mammalia; Artiodactyla; Physeteridae. Gene Ontology annotation, cellular component: extracellular region. Gene Ontology annotation, molecular function: protein binding; endopeptidase inhibitor activity.